GGAAAGAAUUCAAAGAAAGAGAGGGCGAGAGAAGGAGAAGACGCAGAGCAACGGCUAUGGCGAACGAAGGACAGAGAGAAGAGGCCGAGCAACGGCUAUGGUGAACGAAGGACAAAGAGAAGACGCAGAGCAACCGCUAUGCAACGGCUGUCGCAGAGCAAUGGCUAUGGCGAACGAAGGACAGAGAGAAGACGCCAAGCAACGGCUAUGGCGAAUGAAGUACAAAGAGAAGACGCCGAGCAACGGCUAUGGUGAACGAAGGACACAGAGACGACGCAGAGCAAUGGCUAUGCAAUGGCUAUGGCGAACGAAGGACAGAGAGAAGACACAGCGAAACGGCUAUGGCGAACGAAGGACAGAGAGAAGAAGCCGAGCAACGGCGAUGGCGAGCGAAGGACGGAGAGAAGAGGCAGAGCAACGGCUAUGUAGAAGGAAUGACAGAGAGAAGACGCAGAGCAACGGCUAUCAUAAUGGAGGAGGAAGGACAUACAGAAGACGCAGAGCAACGGCUAUGGAGAAUGAAGAACAGACAGAAGACGCAGAGAAACGGCUAUGGCGAACGAAGGACAGAGAAAUGGAUACACGCAGAAGACGAGGAACGGAUAUGGUGACUGAAGGAAAGAGAGAGGGAGAAGAGAAGGCACGAGCGAAGGGGAAGGACGUGAGGUGGGGAAUGAGCGAAAGCCGUCCGCGGCAGACAACGCACCUGGUGGAUGAUGCACUCACGUUGGCUAAGGGGGAGGCGUGUGGAAUUCUGGUGUUCGUGGCUUGGCGAUCCUUGGUGUUGGUAGCAAUGUCGGCGAAGGUUGUCUGUCGUGGACAAGUGCGUGGUCGAACCGUGGUUGUCUACGAGAUGCUCGAGCAUCGGGAUCAUCAACCGGAUCGCGAUUUUGGUUUUGUUGCGGCGGAUAAUCGUUUUGGUUAUCGUAGUUAUGAGGUUGAUGCUAAUGGGGUUUUGGUGUUGAUAUUGGAGGUGGGUUUAGGUUACGUGGGUGACGAUCUGCGAGAUGUCAGUGUAUAUGUGACGAAAAAACAUGAUGACGUGCCAAAUGGUUACGUCGUGCGGGAGGAGGAUAUUGUUGAGAGGAUUGUUCGUAUGUUGUUGUCGCCGAUAGCAUUGGAGCAUGAUGGUCGGAUGACAGGUUCGUGGAAUUCGUGGCGUGUUAGGUUGAGAGUAUAUGAUUGGCGUAAAGUGCAAGGUUUAUGUAGAGCACCAUCCAAUGGCACUCAAGCUCCUGCAGGAAGUGCUGGACCACAGGCGCAGGAAACUGGAUUCCAUAUUAGAGUGGACGGUUCGUUUGCUAUGGCUCAUGAUACGGGGGAGGUGCAGGCCCGAUCGACACUCCGAAAUCUCAUAUCGAGGCCGUCGGCAGGGCUGUCGUCCGAUUCCAUAGGUGCCAAACAAGGCGGUGGUUGCACAUAUCCAUAUCAUUCGCCACACGUCCCCAAUUCACGUUUCAAGGACUUUGUCUCAGACGGCAUACCAGCAGGCGCUGACCUCUCCGAAGUUGUUGAGCCUUUGGUUGUCGAAGGUGAUGUUCUGCAUGCGGAUGUUGCGUGUUUGCGAAGAUUCAUGAAUUUCCGGGACUCUUCGACAUUGGGAGGCAGUUCCUCGGCGCCUAUGCAACAUCCAGAGAGUGAGCCAUCUGCACCGAUCAGAGCGCGCAUUGGAUCUAGACGGAAGAGGAAAAGUACAAACAUGGUGGCUGCAUAUGAGUCGUCAGAUCGAGAGGCUUUCUGGUCAAACGGCGAGGUGGUGAGCCCCAAUAUGGCAUGCGCACCACACCUCCUACGCAAUAUGCUAUCACUGGAGGUGUGGGACCGUUGCAGCGAUUACUUGCUAAAGAGUCAGAGGGUCAACAAAGAGCAGGCAAAGAUGCUCCUUGAAGCAGCGCGAAGCACCAGCGAGAUAGUGUUUGACUACUACAUGCAACGCGUUGCAGACGUUUUGAAAGACAAGAACAUUGUGGAGAAGAUCUUCGAGAAAGCGGACAAGAGACAUUGGGGAGGGCCUCAUUUCCCUUCUCCAAGAUAUGGGAAGGUGACGUCGCAAGUUGUCGAGUCAAUGAACAACAGAUUCUUGAAGGCUCAAAGGAUGCCGCCGAUCCAACUUAUCGAGGAGUACCGAGGUUGGUUGCAGAGAUGGCACACGGAGAGAAGAGAUGCGGCGGACCCGCAGGUGGGGGAUCACCCUGAGGUCGUGGAAGACAUGCUCGCCAUUACUUUGCAGUUGGCGAGGAAAUAUUUCAUUCGAAAAGCCGCACGAGACGUGUAUGAGGUCUACUUGAACGAUUCACAAGGUCAUGAGCGGUUCGGGGACGAGCACGAUAAUCUUGGUGUUUUCGGCGCAGCUGUUCCUGACUUUAAGGACCUCAAACACGCAGUGCAUGAGAAUGAAGGCCUUUUGGAGAACGAGGGUGUGCCCGAAAAUGACUGGGACGAUAAUGAGGACGACGAUGACGAAGAGGAUAGUGGUCGUGAGGAUGACGAGCGAGAUGGUGAGGGCAAAAAGGACGGCGAAGGCGAAAAUGCGGCAGAAAAGGCGGAUGAGGGGGGGGAGGAUGAUGAGAGCAAGGACAAGGGAGACGAAGAAGAGAGAAAGGAAACGAAUGAGGAGCAGAGUGAGGAGAAUGUGGACAGCGUCAGGGAGAGGGACGUGGAGGUCCAACCACGGAGCAGCAAGGAGGAUGACGACGAGAAAGGGAAGGAGAAGGUCGGCGAGGCGGAGGUGGUGGACGUGUGAGGGGAGGGGGAAGAUACUGAAGGAGUUCAUGACGAAUAUUUGUCACGAACAGAUAAGGACUCCAAUCGUCAUGCCUUGAAC
Molecule: messenger RNA, 2824 nt
Organism: Chara braunii
Lineage: Eukaryota; Viridiplantae; Streptophyta; Charophyceae; Charales; Characeae
Source: the annotation of a GenBank genome assembly